AUGGACUCCUCCAUCGGAGCGGGAGUUCCAAUUCACCUGUUUCUCUCCGAAGAUGGCCUCUACGGUGCCCAUGUGAGCGGGAAAGACCUGGUUAUUCAUUCAAGUCCUGCCUCUACCGAAGCCAGGGAAGUGCAAAUCGCAAGACUCAAAGAGUCACCGCCAAAACUCAUCAAGUACUCGCCAACAAGCAAGAUCUUCAGUACAGAUGAAGGCUGGUCGACCUCUGAGCAGCGACUUCUAACCGCCAACGACGCGCGCAUCUCCGUUUGGCAGCCACACCCCCUGCAAAUAUUCGCCGAUAUCGAAAGCAUCGAGCCAGGAUCAUUGAAUGUCGAGUUUGGCGGCGACGGGAAUGAAAUCAUCGUCUUCCAUGCAUGGCAUACCAAAUUAUCCAUUCAUUUCCUGGACACCGGUCGAACCUCAAUGAUCAAGACGCCCAAGUUCUCACAUCCUCUCGGAUUCGGAUAUCGGCCGCAGACGCGACAACUGGCGAUUCUAUUGAAGCCAGAAGCUUCUGAUGUCCUGACUGUGCAUGAGUAUCGAUCUUACGACCUCAUUAACCGUGCAGUACUGUCUACUAUUGAUGCACAGGGCUUGAAAUGGAGCCCCGAUGGGAGAUGGAUCGCGGUGUGGGAUGUUGCCAGUGCCGGGACCAAGGUGUUGGUUUUCACAGCGGAUGGACAGCUGUAUCGAACCUACACUGGUCCCGGCGAGGUGGAUGAGUCGUUUGAUUUGGGCGUGAAACAGAUUGAAUGGAGUCCUGCAGUGGGUCAGAAUGAUACUUGCGACACAUUGGCCGUUGGCAAGGUCAAUGGACAUGUUGACCUGUUGCGAACUCGAACGUUUACAUCCGCCACGACGCUGUCGCAUGUUUUCCAGGUCGACGCUAAUGCUCCCACUAUCUGGCGUGAGCGAUAUAUCAAUGCAGAUGGAGAUGCCGAAUAUAUUGAGGCAUCCAGCUCCUCUGCCUUUAGCAUGAGUCCGGAGUCAUCAGGCCCACCACGAGGCGUUUCCAUUAUGGCGUUCAGUCCCGACGGGAGCCUUUUAGCUACAGUUGAUUCUAUGCGAUCGAAUGUGUUGUGGAUCUGGUCUCUUGAUGGCACGCCUAGACUUGCGUCGGCGCUGAUACAUGAGCAGCCCGUUCGACAGGCUGUCUGGCAUCCGUCCACCGCGCAGCUUUUGAUCAAUACUAUCAUGACAAAUUUGCCCACCGUGCGCUGGUGGUCGCCUGGCCACCAGCCGGUGAUUGCUCGGGUUCCUACUCGCCGCAACGAGAGCGGAAGAUACGAUGUGAAGUGGCUCGUUGGGUCGGAAGAGGAAGCAGUGUUCUGGUUUGGGUCAACGGAGGAGUAUGUGGUGGGCUAUUUGUCUGCAGAGGAUGGGCCAGUGCAGUUUGACGUGCUUAAUCGAGUCCUCAACACUCCUAGCGGGAGUAGUAGUCUCAUGCGAUAG
This is a messenger RNA of Penicillium riverlandense, 1452 nucleotides long. RefSeq lists its product as uncharacterized. The transcript is spliced from 3 exons. Gene Ontology annotation, molecular function: protein binding. Gene Ontology annotation, cellular component: MWP complex; microtubule organizing center; mitotic spindle. Gene Ontology annotation, biological process: mitotic sister chromatid segregation; microtubule anchoring at mitotic spindle pole body; protein localization to mitotic spindle pole body. Bases 1 to 1452 code for a protein of 483 amino acids. NCBI's taxonomy places the organism in Eukaryota, Fungi, Ascomycota, Eurotiomycetes, Eurotiales, Aspergillaceae. The record is from RefSeq and is a predicted model, not a curated record.